Molecule: messenger RNA, 1528 nt
Organism: Metopolophium dirhodum (rose-grain aphid)
Lineage: Eukaryota; Metazoa; Arthropoda; Insecta; Hemiptera; Aphididae
Exons: 3
Coding region: 455-1489 (344 amino acids)
Source: RefSeq, a predicted model, not a curated record
UGUAUAGCUGCGUUAUCGCAUUAUUUUAAUAUAUAUGUAAUAUUGUUCUCCACUUUAAAUAUUAUAUUCCCAAAAUUAUUAAAAUAUAUACAUAUCUGUUUGUAAACGUCGACAGCCUUAACGAACAUAUGGCAACUAACCCUCCUAUAGUCAAUCAAUUGUAAGCGUUAACGGACAUGUAGCUGCAUGCAACAUCCCUGCAGGGACAUGUAGAUGUUCCUCCCUCCAAAUGAUAUUCAAUGUAUACGUUAAAUACCAUAAAAUAAUAUCAGUCGCUCUACAUCCACCCGAGUGUCUACUCUGUCCGUGCGUUCAUCUCGUUUUAAAAUAAAAAUAUUUUUUCGGUGUUUAAAAUAAAAUAAUUUUUUGGUGUUUAAAAUAUUUUUUCGGUGUUUAAAAUAAAAUAAUUUUUCGGCGUUUAAAAUAAAAUAAUUUUUCGGUGUUUAAAAUAAAUAUGGCUGGACCAGUCGCAAAUAUGGCUAAUAUUUGGAAGAAGAAGCCUUUUAAAUAUACUCCACCAUCACCGCCAGCUAAUCUCAUCGAUUGCAGUAAUUUAACUAUCGAUUUCGCGGCCCGUAAGUUUUUAAACAUUGGACUAGACCCUACCGAUGAAUUCAAUACCAGGAUACAUAUUAUAACAGCUUCACGUUAUGUAAAUAUUCCUGUCGACUUUCUAAAUCGAAUAUUCAGACUUAUGGGAAACAUUCUAUCGUUCAUACUCGAUCAACCAGAAAAAUAUAAACGAAAAUUAUUUUUGGAGACAGACUCAAUUUCAUUAUCUAGUAUGGUGUAUCAAUCGGAGAAUACACUCGUUAUAGAAUCAAAAAUUCAAGACGGUUGUCGUGUUUUGUUAAAUCGUACCGACCUAUUACUCUUGCAAGAUUUAGAAUCUACCAUUUCUGAGAUCAUCGAUAGAAAAUCUAUUAUAAUUAAACCAAUUGUAAUACAUCAAAUUGAUCUAAUCGCCUCAUUCUUAAAAACAAACUCGAUGUUAAAACACUCGACACUCGAAAUAAUGAGAAACCGUGUGAGAAACGUCAAUAAUGAUUUCAUUUCAAUACACGUUAUUGGUGAGAACGACUACAUUUUCACAAGUCAGUUAAAAUUAUACGCAACUGAUUGUAUCGUUCAAAAAUGGAUGGAAAAAUUGGAAAAAGAUGAGGGAUACAAUGGUCAGUGUUCAUUAGUUUAUUCUCCGCCAUCGUUUAACAGUUUAUAUGGACAGGAAAAUCUGCCAUUAAUCUCGCCCUUAUCUCCACCGACACAAGAGAGCCACGUCGAAAACAUGGAGUAUUCUCUACCCACACAGGAGAGCCCCGUCGAAAACAUGCAGUAUUCUCUACCCACACAGGAGAGUCCCGUCGAAAACAUGCAGUAUUCUCUACCCACACAGGAGAGCCCCGUCGAAAACAUGCAGUAUUCUCUACCCACACAGGAGAGCUUCACCGAAAACGAUGGACCAUUUGGACCACAGUAUAUAUAUAACUAAUUUUAUUUGUACUAUUGUAAUUUUUGUGUAAAAUAAAAA